UGGUAAUCUUGAGCUCCACCUAAAAUCCCGACAACUCCAGCAUGACCUCAAAGCUUCAACUAGAUUUCGCCCUCGACCAUUUUAAUUUUAAUUUCGACAAUUAACCCUUCCGCCUUUGGUCUCGUCGCCCAAUUGCACUGCGCCAUGCAAGGGCUUACCACAUCGACAACAGCUAUGCUGUCUCGUCAGCUCGUACGCCGACAGCCUAUCGCGGCCUCGACAGUGGCUAGAAUAGUCGCGCAACGGACAUACGCCACGCCCGCUGGUCCGCCCGUGAAGGGUUUCCGAACCCCCCCGCCGAAGCGAUGGAACGAACAAGAAGAAGGGACAUUCGAACGCGCUGGAAAGUACUUCCUCCUGACUGAGAUGUUUAGGGGCAUGUACGUCGCAUUAGAGAACUUCUUCAGGCCACCAUACACAAUUUACUACCCUUUUGAGAAGGGUCCUGUCUCUCCCCGAUUCCGUGGCGAACAUGCCUUAAGGCGCUACCCGUCAGGUGAAGAGCGAUGUAUUGCCUGCAAGCUGUGCGAAGCGAUCUGCCCUGCGCAAGCUAUCACAAUUGAAGCAGAAGAGCGAGCUGAUGGCUCAAGACGGACAACCCGAUACGAUAUCGACAUGACCAAAUGCAUCUAUUGCGGUUUCUGCCAAGAGUCAUGUCCCGUAGACGCGAUCGUUGAGUCGCCUAAUGUCGAAUACUCGACCGAGACGAGAGAGGAAUUGCUAUACAACAAGGAGAAGCUCCUGGCGAAUGGAGAUAAAUGGGAGCCCGAGUUGGCAGCUAUCAUCAAGGCCGACUCCCCUUACAGAUAAUCGAAUUAAUCAAGGAUCUAACCUGGUGGAGUUGUAUUGUAACGCUGUAAAUAUCAACUAAGGGGCAAUACACAGUUUCCAUUUGUGGCGUUCAAAAUACCUGGCUCUAGUCUGGUGUUAUAGACCAGAUUUUAGACAUCAAUGAUGCUAACAUGGUUGUUUUAGGUAAGGACUUAGUAUUGCUUCGCACCUAGUUUAUUAUAAUAAAAUCUGUAAAUA
Daldinia decipiens is the source of this 1029-nucleotide messenger RNA. Its product is annotated as NADH-quinone oxidoreductase. Gene Ontology annotation, biological process: mitochondrial electron transport, NADH to ubiquinone; mitochondrial respiratory chain complex I assembly. Gene Ontology annotation, cellular component: membrane. The transcript is spliced from 4 exons. Gene Ontology annotation, molecular function: 4 iron, 4 sulfur cluster binding; NADH dehydrogenase activity. Bases 145 to 810 code for a protein of 221 amino acids. The record is from RefSeq and is a predicted model, not a curated record. NCBI's taxonomy places the organism in Eukaryota, Fungi, Ascomycota, Sordariomycetes, Xylariales, Hypoxylaceae.